AUGGCUCGUACCAAGCAAACCGCUCGGAAGUCAACUGGUGGCAAGGCCCCGCGCAAGCAACUGGCAACUAAAGCGGCUCGUAAGAGUGCGCCAGCCACGGGAGGAGUUAAGAAGCCCCAUCGGUUCCGGCCGGGAACGGUGGCCCUGCGGGAGAUUCGCCGCUACCAGAAGUCUACGGAUCUGCUGCUGCGCAAGGCGCCCUUUCAGCGUCUGGUGCGUGAGGUGGCCCAGGACUUCAAGACGGAUCUUCGCUUCCAGAGCUCGUCGGUGAUGGCACUGCAGGAGGCUUGCGAGGCGUACCUGGUCGGGCUGUUCGAGGACACUAAUCUGUGCGCGAUUCAUGCCAAGCGAGUCACGAUCAUGCCGAAAGACAUCCAGCUGGCUCGGCGCGUUCGUGGAGAACGUGAUUGAGCUGUGUACAUGCCGUUGAACAAACA
Messenger RNA from Culex quinquefasciatus (southern house mosquito), 437 nucleotides. Its product is annotated as histone H3.1. Bases 1 to 411 code for a protein of 136 amino acids. The transcript has a single exon. NCBI's taxonomy places the organism in Eukaryota, Metazoa, Arthropoda, Insecta, Diptera, Culicidae. The record is from RefSeq and is a predicted model, not a curated record. Gene Ontology annotation, cellular component: nucleosome. Gene Ontology annotation, molecular function: structural constituent of chromatin; DNA binding; protein heterodimerization activity.